AUUCUUCUCAUCUCUACCACGCCACCUACCCCUCGUGGCCUCGUCCCCUCCCUCUCGCCGUCUCUCCCAGGCACCGCUGCCGCCGCCGGGCUCUCCCAAGCAUAGCCGCCGACGCACUCAUCCACCGGUACGUGGAAGCAGGAUCUCUGCGCCCACCGCCAGGCUCUCCCAGGCGCCGCCGCAGUCAUCCGCUGGAGACGUGGAAGGAGGAGCCCGCAGCCCAGCGCCCAUCACUCGCAGUCUCCGGCGCCGACGGACGCCAGUGCAUCUCCCACAUCUCUGAGGCACGGCAAAUAGAUCUUUCCUCAUGGCAAAGCAGUCCUAUGCAACAAGCAGCCUUGUGAUAGGAUAUGCUUUAUGCUCCAGCUUGCUUGCCAUCAUUAACAAGUACGCCAUCACCAAGUUCAGCUACCCUGGCCUCCUCACUGCCCUACAGUACUUGACAUCUGUGGCUGGAGUUUGGAGCCUUGGGAAGCUCGGUUUUCUCUACCAUGAUCCCUUCAACUUCCAGACUGCCAAGAAGUUUGCGCCUGCUGCUCUUGUCUUCUACCUCGCCAUAUUCACCAAUACCCACCUCCUGAAGCAUGCCAAUGUCGACACAUUCAUAGUGUUCAGAUCCCUGACUCCUCUUCUGGUUGCUAUUGCCGACACCACCUUCCGGAAGCAGCCAUGUCCUUCGAAGCUCACAUUCUUAUCCCUUGUGAUUAUCUUGGGAGGUGCACUGGGCUAUGUGGUUACAGAUUCAGGGUUCACACUCACAGCAUACUCGUGGGCAGUUGCUUAUCUGGUCACCAUAACUACUGAAAUGGUGUACAUAAAGCACAUGGUAACCAAUUUGGGGCUCAACACGUGGGGUUUUGUGCUCUAUAACAAUCUUCUUUCACUGAUAAUGGCCCCUGUGUUUGGGAUUUUAACGGGAGAGCACUUGUUGGUCUUUAAAGCCAUUGAAUCAAGGGGACAAAGCUGGUUUGAACUUGACGCGUUUGUUGCUGUGUCACUGUCCUGUGUGUUUGGGUUGCUCAUUAGCUUCUUUGGUUUUGCUGCAAGAAAGGCAGUCUCUGCCACAGCGUUUACAGUGACAGGGGUUGUCAACAAGUUCCUCACAGUUGCAAUCAAUGUUAUGAUCUGGGAUAAGCAUGCGAAUGCAGUUGGUUUGAUUUGCUUGCUCUUCACUCUGGCGGGUGGAAUACUCUAUCAGCAAUCAGUCAAAACUAAAGGGAAUACUCCGGCACAGUGUGAGAUGAUAGGUAAGCAGGGCCGGGGUGAUAAUGAUGAAACUGAGUUAGAUGAGGAGAAGCAAAUCUUAGUUUCGUCUCCAAAAGAUUCACGUGCCUGAAGUACAUACACGUUUUUCAGCAGGUACUCAGUUUAGUAAACUUGUGAAAUCAUAGAUAACAUAUUUCUUGUUGUAGAAGAAUGGGCUGCAUUCAUCACAGGCCAUAUGUUUAUUCUAGAAUUAUUUGUUUUCCUGUCCUCUUAUUUCCAGUUGUGUAUGGAACUACUAAUGUGUUGUUUACUAUAGUUACCUGCCUUGUUGUUACUCCCUCCAUUCCCUAAAGGAGGGCAUACUUGUUUUGCUAUAAAUAUACAAAGAUGACCCUCUCCUGAAA
Molecule: messenger RNA, 1610 nt
Organism: Brachypodium distachyon (stiff brome)
Lineage: Eukaryota; Viridiplantae; Streptophyta; Magnoliopsida; Poales; Poaceae
Product: GDP-fucose transporter 1
Exons: 2
Coding region: 308-1336 (342 amino acids)
Cellular component (GO): Golgi apparatus
Molecular function (GO): GDP-fucose transmembrane transporter activity; antiporter activity
Source: RefSeq, a predicted model, not a curated record